Grammomys surdaster is the source of this 633-nucleotide messenger RNA. Its product is annotated as olfactory receptor 6C6-like. The annotation marks the transcript as partial. Gene Ontology annotation, molecular function: olfactory receptor activity. The record is from RefSeq and is a predicted model, not a curated record. Gene Ontology annotation, cellular component: membrane. NCBI's taxonomy places the organism in Eukaryota, Metazoa, Chordata, Mammalia, Rodentia, Muridae. The transcript has a single exon. Gene Ontology annotation, biological process: G protein-coupled receptor signaling pathway.
UUCUACCUCCUGGCUGCCAUGUCCUAUGACCGCUAUGUAGCCAUCUGCAGACCACUGCACUACCCCAUCAUCAUGAAUAACAAAGUGUGCCACAUACUGGUCCUCAGCUCCUGGGUGACUGGGUUUUUAUCCAUCUUUCCGCCUUUGAUGUUGGGACUCAAACUGGAUUUCUGUGCUUCCAAACUGAUAGACCACUUCCUGUGUGACACUUCUCCUGUCCUGCAGCUGUCUUGCACAGACACACGUUUCAUAGAAUGGAUUGCAUUUGUUGUAGCUAUAAUGACACUUAUCAUCACCUUGAUCUUAGUGAUUCUGUCCUAUAUGCUCAUCAUCAAAACCAUCCUAAAGUUCCCUUCAGCUCAACAGCGGAAAAAGGCCUUUUCCACCUGCUCCUCACACAUGGUUGUUGUCUCCAUUACUUAUGGGAGUUGUAUCUUCAUGUACAUGAAAACAUCAGCCAAGGAGAGGGUAGCUUUAAAUAAAGGUGUAAGUGUGCUCAACACUUCUGUGGCGCCUUUGCUGAACCCUUUCAUUUACACUCUAAGGAAUCAACAGGUGAAGGAUGCCUUCAGGCAGGUGCUUCAUAGAUUCUGUUAUUCUCAAAACAGUGAAUUAAGAUUUAGACUUAAAUAG